AUGCUCACUUUUUACUAUGAUUUCAUAGCUCCGGAAGGGAUUAUCCAACCUGCUUUCGCACCCCUAGGUCUUCAGAAAAACCUGAACAAAAGACUCGUGUCUGUCGCUGUCAUUUUACGGCAAAAGCAACGUUUUUUUUGACGUAGUUGACUUGAGUCGUAGAGAGUAGUUGACUUGAGUAGUACAGAGUAGACUUGAGUCGUAGAGAGUAGUUGACUUGAGUAGUACAGAGUAGUUGACUUGAGUCGUAGAGAGCAGUAGACUUGAGUCGUAGAGAGUAGUAGACUAGCUUGUUACCAGCUCUUCAUCUCCAGUAAAAAUAAGGACAACUAUGUUACCGCCAGGGUUCCGACUUCAUGAACAAUAGGGUUCGUCCAUCUGCUAUUUUAGAUGGAUCCAUCCUGUGUCUUAUCUUAUCCGAAUGAAUGCUAUCCUAUCCUGUCCUGUGUCUUAUCUUUUCCAAUCCUGUCCUAUGUUAUGACGUGACGUAGUACUAUUGACAUAUUGAUAUGCUCUCCUAGUUACAGAGUGUCCUAUCCUAGGAUCACUGUGACGUGUUAUCCUAUGACUCUAGGCCAGUCAAGACGUGUCAUCCUAUGACUAUCCUAUCCCCCGAUGACGUUUUCUUUUUCUAUCUUUCUCAGGUCUUUAUUUAUUUUCUAGUGAGGUCGUCCGUCUGCUCCUCCACGACUGUCGCGGCCCUGGUCCUUCUAGGUGAGGCCUUCUCCUUUUAUAGUCCUUCUCCUUUUAGAGUUAGGUCCUUCUAGCCUUGUUCCUCCUGGUCUUCCCCUUCUAGGCAACUAUCCUAUCCUGCGUGGAUGUACUCGAAAACUGAAAACAGGCGAGUUACUGACUGAAAUAAAAGAGUGCUGAACAGCACUACACUCCAUCCUGUUCAUUUAUUACGCCGAACAAAGUGUUGGCUCGCCAGGACUACCAUUCGACAACGAAGAAGCUGUACGAGAAAGUGAAGGGUCACAUCAAAGCCCAAAAUACCUUAAGGCCCUUUCUCUGAGGUUCAGCUAGAAGUAUCGGUGAUGUAAAUGAACUGUCUACGAUAAUUCUCCUCAAUGCCGUGCACUGUGCGCGUGAGCCUAUUAAAAACUAUAAAGUGGCUGCGGCGGGGAACCCAGAGUCAUGAAUCAUGGCUGGGUAAGUUUUGUCAUCUUCCGUAGAACUGGAAGUAGUUGCACAUGAGUCAAUCAGAGUGAGCCAAUCUUCAGUGAGUAAGUCAGUCAGCGAGUGAGUCAGUCCUCCGUCAACUAAGAACACUGGCGUAGUCAGGUGUACAUCGCUGCAUUGGGGUAGAAGGCGAAUGAUUGUCCACUCUGUAGAGCUGGAAAACGAGAGCAACAUCAACAAGCUUCGUACGAUUUGCCAGCAUCCUCUAAGAACACGCAACAAUAAGAUGGCCCUGCCGGACGUAGGGCGACAUGGAAGUAGAUUGGAAAAGAAUGCCCUUCGUGCACACGAUGAGGAGUGGAUGGAGCACCGGUUGUAUUUUAUGGAUGCGUCGCAAUAAGCGCGCAGGAGUAGCUUAUUUUUGGGAGCUUGUAUGUGUAUUUUUGGGAUCCGGCGCUUGAGGCGUAGGGCUGAGGCUAAUCUAGUCCCAUCUAAUCUCAUCUUAUCCCAUCUGAUGCCAUCUAAUCCCAUCUAAUCCCAUCUAAUCUCAUCUAAUCUCGUCUAAUCAAAUCUAAUCAAAUCUCAUCUAAUCUCAUCUAAUCUCAUCUAAUCUCAUCUAAUCUCAUCUAAUCUCAUCUAAUCUCAUCUAAUCUCCUCUAAUCUCAUCUAAUCCCAUCUAAUCUCAUCUAAUCCCAUCUAGUCUCAUCUAAUCUCAUCUAAUCUCAUCUAAUCUCAUCUAAUCUCAUCUAAUCUCAUCUAAUCUCAUCUAAUCUCAUCUAAUCUCAUCUAUAAUCUCAUCUAAUCUCAUCUCUAAUAUCAUCUAUAAUCUCAUCUAAUCUCAUCUAUAAUCUCACCUAAUCUCAUCUAAUCUCAUCCAAUCCCAUCUAGUCUCAUCUAAUCCCAUCUAAUCUCAUCUAAUCUCAUCUAAUCCCGUCUAAUCUCAUCUAAUCUCAUCUUUUCUCGUCUAAUCUCAUCUAAUCUCAUCUUUUCUCGCCUAAUCUCAUCUAAUCUCAUCUAUAAUCUCAUCUAAUCUCAUAUAAUCUCAUAUAAUCUCAUCUAAUCUCGUCUAAUCCCGUCUAAUCUCAUCUAAUCUCAUCUAAUCUCAUCUAAUCUCAUCUAAUCUCAUCUAAUCUCAUCUUUUCUCGUCUAAUCUCAUCUUUUCUCGUCUAAUCUCAUCUAAUCCCAUCUAAUUCCAUCUAAUCUCGUCUAAUCCCAUCUAAUCCCAUCUAAUCUCAUCUAAUCCCAUCGAAUCUCAUCUAAUCUAAUCUAAUCUAAUUAAGGAACUUUUGGGAUGGUACUAUGAUUAAGAAACCCUUAAUAUUUCACUUGUUGUUCUCUCGCUAAGGAAGUAGAAGGCGACGACGCCGCGCCGCUGUGGAGUACGAGAUAUGCUAUCACACAUCUGACGCCAUACGAG
Molecule: messenger RNA, 2539 nt
Organism: Amoebophrya sp. A25
Lineage: Eukaryota; Dinophyceae; Syndiniales; Amoebophryaceae
Source: the annotation of a GenBank genome assembly